Rhizophagus irregularis DAOM 181602=DAOM 197198 is the source of this 5059-nucleotide messenger RNA. Lineage: Eukaryota; Fungi; Glomeromycota; Glomeromycetes; Glomerales; Glomeraceae. The record is from RefSeq and is a predicted model, not a curated record.
AUCCCUAAUCAUUAUGUAUAAAUUACUAAAAAUUUUCGAAAAAUUAGCCAAUCAAUUUGGGAGAAAUACUGAUCAAUUAUUUUUAAAUUUCAUGUUUACUAUUAGAAUAAACAUAAACAUAAUGAAUCUAUGUAAAAUAUAUAUUCUCUUGACACUUCUUUACCUUCAUACCUUUCAGCAAAAAAAAAUAAACUAUUAUCUAACAAAAAAGAAAUAACGUAUUGACAAAUUUUAUAUACUGUAUAAAAUCUUAUCGUAUGGAGCCAUGGAGGGCCAGAUGUUCUAUGAAUGUGGGAGUUACGAUCGUCAUUAUAAAUAAAAAUAAAAAAAGCAGGAGUUACGUCAGGUGCAUACUAAUUUCAUAUGCAGAAUAAGAGAAUUUUACUUUAUAAAAUUAUGUAAAUAUAAAAUGGAAAAUUUUGAAAAUGAUUUGGUCAAUCAGUCUUACAAUAAAGAGGGAAAAGUAGUCAAGCAGAUUUUCACGACGGAAUCCGAUUCAGCAGAGCCUUCUUCACCUGUUCCAGAACGGGUUGAAAGUACUGCCAAUAAUAAUGACAUUCCAAAUCGACGUGCUUCUAUCGCGGUAUCAAAUUUUAGUAAUAUGAUAGACCCUAACAUCCCUAAUACGAUAAGCUCGUGGAUAACUCAGGCGACAAAAGCUAAGAGACGCGCUACUAUGAUAGAUCAUAGUAGUGUAGAAAGUGGUUUUAUAUCAUUACGUUCCCCUAAUGGUGUAGAUCUUACAAAGUAUAGUGAAAUUAGCGAUCAAGAUUUACCUCAAGAAUUUGAAAAUUUUUUAGAUGAAAUGAACAUACAGGGUUCCGUACGAGAGAACAUGAUACGGCUUUCUAUCGAUCAAAAACGAACGAUUAUACUUACACACAUACAGUCUCAAGAAUUAGGACAGCGAUCUCAGUCACAACCGCUGCAACAUUCUUUAAAACAUUCUCAACAAAAGAGUUAUUUAAAUAUUGCACAGGAUUAUGAUGCAAUGUCUGAUACGUCAGGAAAGAUACAAAUACGCGAUUCUGAUGUAACGUCUGUUACAAGCGCUGCUAGUGAUAGCGAUAAUAUAGAACAGAAGUCAAAUAAUAGACUUUCUUUGGCCUAUUGGUUUUAUGGCACAGAACAAUCUCGUUCUUCUUCUCCACCAUUGACAAAUGUGCCCGAACAGACAAAACCGGGAGUUCAAGCGAUAUCGCAAAAUAAUUCAAUUGGAUUAUUUAGUUCGUUGUUAGGUUUAUACCCGGCAGCUGGAAAUUCGGCAAAGUUAGAAGACACACCUGAAUUUUAUAUCGAAAAAUUAACACAAAAGAAUGCUACUCCCAAGUCUUUGGCAGAUACUUUGUUAUCCUUACGAAUAGCUCUGUCUUCAGCAAAAUUAUCUUGGUUAAGAGAAUUUAUAGAUAAUAGAGGAUUAUUUGUUUUAGAGUCUAUUCUUGAGAAGCAUACUGUUCGAGAUAAGAAAAGCACAAGAAAUUCUGAUCAAGACGAUCGAAUACAGUCCCAAUGCAUUCGAUGUUUAAGAGCUUUAAUGAAUACUGAGACCGGUUUUCGACAAGUUUUGAAAUCUUCUUCUCUGGUUGCUAGCAUUGUUUUUUGUCUUCACACGAUCAAUAAUAAAUUACGUUCUCAAGUUGCCGAUGUAUUGGCGGCGUUGUGUGUGCUCUCUUUGGAUGGACACAAAUUAGUUGUUGGAGCUUUCAUUGAAUUUCGUAUAAUUCACGAGGAAAAGUUUCGGUUUCAAUAUUUGGUCGAUAGUUUGAGGGGAAUUGGAGAGGAAGAUAGUACUUCUAUUGAAUAUAAAGCUGCCGGGUUAAGUUUGAUUAAUGCAAUUGUGAAUUCGCCUGACAUUAUUGAAGAACGUAUUCUUUUAAGAGAUGAAUUUGAAAGGAGAGGAAUUGAUAAUGUGUUUAAGGCCAUCAAAGCUUCCGAUCCCCCGGAAUCUGUGUUAAAACAAAUUGAGGUCUACCAGGAGGAACGUCAAGAAGAUUUAGAUGAACUUUAUGAGAAAGCUCAUGAAAUUGUAAGAGAUGCAAAUGACCCACUCUCAAUAGUUGCUGGACUACUUCAACAAGUAGAAAGUGACAAAGAUUUACACCGUCGUGUUAUUGAGACUCUUAAAAAUUUGUUAAGAGUUUCAUGCAAAAAUAUCGAAGAGAGGUGUCAGAACGAAAUAUGGACUUUGAUCGAACAAUUUAUAGAGCAAAUAAUUUCUUUGAAUAAUUUAGGGCAGGAAUGGCAAAAAUUCAUGAAAGAAUAUCACUCUUCCAUACAGCAUAUUGUUGGAAAGUACUCUUUAGUUAGUGGUGAUGUGACUGAUAAUGAAAUUGAUUAUUUAAGAGCUCGCUUGGAAGAAUUAAUGAAGAUUUUAAUCAAGGUCGAAAAAACAAUAACUACCGAAGAAAAAAUUACUGUGCCCUUGAAUUUUAGAGUACAAAUUCCAAACCAGAAUUUAUCAUCAGAAACAACUCCAUUAUUCAUAUCAGACAAGCAACAAUCUACCCAAUAUGUUCCCCCAGCUUCACCAUCAUACUUCCCCAAAAUUAUAAAUAUGUUUAGGCAGUCAUCUGUUCCAACUCCAGCAUUAUAUCAACAACAGCCUACAUCAAAUAAUAACAUAUCUCAGCAACAUAAAGUUAUCCGUAAACCUCCACUUCCUCCUUCAAAGGCCGCUUCAUCACAAUCCAAUAAUGCAUCACGCCUUCGACCACCGCCUCCUCCACCACCUAUAAAACGAAUUUCAUUAUCAGUUACAUCAACUUCACCACCGAAAACUUCACAAUUAAUAAAGUCUAAAGUUAAAAAACCUCCACCCCCACCUCCGUCCAUAAAAAAAAAUGAACGGUCAAAUUUUAUAACAGAAUCUUUGCCUGUACUACAGUCUCCACCUAGUAAUAAUACUAAUUUGUCUCCCUUAAAUAAUGAAAUAGAACUUCCGCAACCUCCGUUAAGCUUAUCUCCAGCUAAAAAUGAUGAUAUAACAACUAUUCCUUCGAUCUCUAAGCAACUUCUAAUCUCUUCUAUAGGAAAUUUUGAUAUACCAUCUAUACCUUCAUCGCCGCCAUCACCGUUACAACCACAAUCUGGAGAAAUAGAAAUGGGAGGUACCACACCUUCCCCGUCUCUCCCUGAGGUUGGAGCUCCUCCACCUCCUCCACCUCCCCCUGAGACAGCCCCUGGGGUUGGGGCUCCCCCACCACCUCCUCCACCCCCUCCACCUCCCCCUGGGGUUGGGGCUCCCCCACCACCUCCUCCACCCCCUCCACCUCCCCCUGGGGUUGGGGCUCCCCCACCUUCAAGUUCGGUAAAUCAUUCUUCAACUUAUGAUAAUAAUAUAUCUGCUCCAGUUACCUUUACUGUUAAUAACCCGAAGGGACCUUUAAAGCAAUUAUUUUGGAGCAAGAUCUCAAAACAUGAAGCUAAUAAUACUGUUUGGAAAGAUAUUCAAGAAGAUGAUAUUCCAUUAAAUAUUUACGAAUUAGAUGAAUUGUUUGGUAAAACGGUGGCAGUUACAUCCGAAAAUGAUACAAAAAUAUCAAUCAAAUCCACAGUUACAACUUUGAUAGAUUUUAAUCGUGCUAAUAACAUUGCUAUUAUGUUGGCUCGAAUUAAAAUGCCAUACUCAGAAAUUAAAGAUUCUAUAUUAGAAUUAAAUGAUGAAAAACUAUCAAUAGAGAAUCUUAGAUCAAUUAAACAAUAUAUACCUACUAGUGAAGAGAUUGAAUUAGUAAAGGAAUAUGAUGGUGAUUUAUUAACCUUGGGUAAUGCAGAAAAUUAUUUCAGGGAAAUAAUGGUUAUUCCACGCAUGUUAGAAAGACUGAGUUGUAUGAUUUUCCGACGAAGAUUUGAAGUUGAAGCACAAGAACUGUUACCUGAAAUCAAUAUAUUACACAAGGCACAUGAAGAUCUCAAGAAUUCAUCGAAAUUUAGGCGGUUGUUAAAGACUGUAUUGGCCAUUGGUAACUACUUAAAUACCAAUUCAUUUAGGGGAAAUGCAUCUGGUUUUCAAUUAGAUGCACUACUCAAGAUGAGAGAUACAAAGGCUAUAGAAAAUAAUUCAAAGGGAACAGCUACACUUCUGCAUUAUUUAGCAUUUACAAUUGAAACAAACCAAAAAGAACUUAUCACGUUUAUGGAUGAAUUGCCACAUUUGGAAGCAGCAGCAAGAGUAUCUGUUACGAGUGUAAUGUCGUCAGUAACUUCUUUGGUUACUGGUAUCUCACAGAUCAAAGAAGAAACGCGUGUUCUUAAACGAGCAAGACCUGCUCAAGAAAACGAUAGAUUUUUGGAAGUGAUGCAUGAUUUUGUUAAACAAGUGGAACCCACAAUUGAAAGUAUUCGAGAAAUAGCUAGGAAUUUAGAUAAUGAAUUACAACAAAUGUUAAUAUAUUAUGGAGAAGAUCCAAAAUCGACGAAGCCCGAGGAUUUUUUUGGAUUAAUUGUCUCAUUCUCGUCGUCGUUAAUGAAAGCACGUAAAGAAAAUGAGGAAAUUCGAAAGAAAACUGAGAAAGAAAAGGAUAAUGCGCUAAAACAAGCAAAUAAAAAACCUUCCGAUGCAAUUAGUAUUGCCUCAUCAAAUGAUGCGCAAGGUGAUUUUGAUGAUGCAAUUCGUGAACUUCGAUCAGGUCUUAAACGUAAUCGUGGCAGGCCUGUAUCAAAAGUAUUUUUAGAGAUUGCAGAAGAUCAAAUAUGAUUAAAAUUUACUAAAUUCCAAAGAAUAAUUGAUUAUAUCAUCAUUUAAUACAUGUACAUUUUUUUAAUACUAUUUUAUUUAGGAGAAAAUCUAAUUUAUUCUAUUAUUAAUAUUGUUGCUAAUUCCAGAUAUAUAUGUUUUUUAUACACUUUGAAUUAUAGAUAAUGUUGCCUUGUUUUAGUAUAUAGGAAAUUCUUGAUCAACCUCUAAAGACCAUUUAUAUAAUCCUCCAAUUAUAUCUUUAACUUCACCUUUCAAAUAAUUUUUCAAUAUAUUCACUGCAUGUUGUGAGUCAUUUCCUAACCGACAAAUCACGUAUACUAAUUGAAUAAAGUAUAAAAGUUAAAAAAUUUAAGAAUUUAG